This is a messenger RNA of Phycomyces blakesleeanus NRRL 1555(-), 684 nucleotides long. RefSeq lists its product as hypothetical. Gene Ontology annotation, biological process: rRNA processing; ribosomal large subunit biogenesis. The record is from RefSeq and is a predicted model, not a curated record. The annotation marks the transcript as partial. Lineage: Eukaryota; Fungi; Mucoromycota; Mucoromycetes; Mucorales; Phycomycetaceae. The transcript has 3 exons. Gene Ontology annotation, cellular component: nucleolus; preribosome, large subunit precursor; nuclear periphery.
GAUCUCCCUUGGAUCGAGACAAUGGUCGUAACUUCUUCAGAGCCCACCGUUGUUGCCGAUGUCGAGGACGAAAUGGCAAGAGAACUUUCAUUCUAUCAACAAGCUUUGGAAGCAGCAAACAUUGCUAGAGACCUCGUUAACCAGGCUGGCGAUGCAUUCACACGUCCUGACGAUUACUUUGCCGAGAUGUUGAAGAGUGACGAACAUAUGGCCAAGGUCAGACAGAGAUUGUUGGAUGAAACCGCUCGUCUCAAGGCUUCCGCAGAUGCUAAGCGUCAGCGCAACCUCAAGAAGUUCGGCAAGAAGGUUCAGGUUGAGAAGCAAUUGGAGAGACAGAAGCAAAAGACAGAUAUGCUUGAUAAGAUCAAGCUUCUCAAGCGCAAGCGUAAGGAUGGUGCUGGAGGUGAUCUCACAUUGGAUAAUGACUUUGAUAUCGCACUCGAGAACACAACCGACAAAAAGCGUGCAAAGACAGACAGCUCCCAAAAGGGCUCUAAGAAGGACGCUCCCCAGAAGGGUGCCAAACGUGCUCACAAGGAUACUAAGUACGGUAUGGGUGGCAAGAAGAGACACGCAAAGUCCAACACCGCAGAGUCAUCUGGCGCAUUGGGUGGUUUCAACAAGAUGAAGGGCAAGCCCAUCUACAAGGCCAAGGGAAAGACUGUCGGAAAGGCCAAGCGAUAA